Phalacrocorax carbo (great cormorant) is the source of this 3902-nucleotide messenger RNA. The record is from RefSeq and is a predicted model, not a curated record. NCBI's taxonomy places the organism in Eukaryota, Metazoa, Chordata, Aves, Suliformes, Phalacrocoracidae.
CUUCCUGCCAGGUUUGCAACACAGGCAGCGGGGGAGGAAGAAGUACAGGCAGAAGGGAGCUAGAGAGAGGUCGAGCAGCGCUGCAAGGAAGGACAAGAAGGGCGAGACACACAACGCGGCCAGGGACCCCACAUCCCACUCCUGACACGCUAUGUCCCUAGUAGAGACGAUCCGGCUGUGGCAAGAAGGGGUGUGCGCAGCAGAUGGGAAGGAGUGGAGGGCAGCCCUGGCUGCCUUCACGGCUGUCCAGAACCCCUCUGCCAAAAUCUGCUUUAACAUUGGUUGCGUCCACCUUGUUCUGGGGAAGCUGGCCGAGGCGGAGGAGGCUUUCACCCGGAGCAUCAGCUGCGACAAGCACCUGGCAGUGGCUUAUUUCCAGCGGGGGACCGUGUCUUACCAGAGGCAGAACCAUGAAAAAGCCAUCAAGGAUUUCAAAGAGGCGCUGGCCCAGCUGCGAGGCAACCAGCUCAUCGACUACAAGAUCCUGGGGCUGCGGUACAGGCUCUUUGCUUGUGAGAUACUCUAUAACGUCGCGCUGGUGUACGCCACGAUGGAGGACUGGAAGAAAGCUGAGGAGCACCUGACACUGGCCAUGAGCAUGAAGAGCGAGCCCCAGCACAACAAGAUCGACAGGGCAAUGGAAGCCAUCCUGAAGCAGAAACUCUGCGAGCUGGUGGCCAUUCCUGUGGGGAAGCUGUUUAGACCAAACGAAAAGCAAGUGGCUCAGCUGGAGAAGAAGGACUACCUGGGAAAGGCUAUGGUGGUGGCAUCUGUGGUGGACAAAGAUGAUUUUUCAGGAUUUGCUCCACUCCAACCACAGGCCUCUGGUCCUCCACCCAGACUCAAGACCCCAGAAAUUCUCAGGGCCCUCAAAGGGCAGCCGCACCGUGUCCUGUACGAGUUCAUCCCUGAGACUGCUGAGGAGCUACAAGUCCUGCCAGGAAACAUUGUCUUUGUCCUGAGUAAAGAGAAAGACAACUGGGCUACAGUGAUGUUCAACGGAAAGAAAGGGAUCGUCCCCUGCAACUACCUCGAGCCCAUGGAGCUCCAGAAUAAGCUGCACAUCCAGGAAGAAAUCCCUCCUGAAGACGAGAUCCCAGAGCCACCCAGCUCCUCUGCUCCAGAGAAGCCACGGCGGCCAGCACCAGACUAUGUUCCUGUUACUGCGACGCAGCUGAGAGAAGCAGCCAAGGAGGCUGAAGCAGCUGUCUCCAGCCCCCACAUCCUCAAGGUGCAUUACAAAUACACAAUCGCCCUGCAAGUUGAGCCAGGCCUCUCCUACACAGAACUCCGGGACCUGGUUUGCAAGAAACUGGAGCUGCAGCCCGAGCACACAAAGCUGAGGUACAAGCCUGCAGAGAGCCAAGCACUGGUGACUCUGAGUGCAGAUAACCUGGAGGUGGCUUGGAGCCAGAGCAAGGACAACUGUCUGACAGCCUGGUGUGACAUCACAGAGGGAGAGGGGUUUUUACCAGACAGCAAACCAGAGGAGUCACCGCAGGAGGCAACGCCAGAGGAGAUGGGACCAACCCAAGUUGUAGCACAGUACAGUUACGAAGCCACCCAGCCGGAAGACCUAGAGUUUCAGGCAGGAGAUGUGAUACUUGUUUUAUCCAAAGUGAAUGAAGACUGGUUAGAAGGCCAGUGCAACGGGAAGAUUGGCAUCUUCCCAUCCGCUUUCGUUCAGCAGUCUAACACUAAAGACCUGGAAAGCUGAUUUCAGAAGAGCUUAAAGUAGUCAGACAUGGAAAGAAAUUAAGGAUUCAUCUGUUGUAAUUAAGAAGUUUCCAUAUUAACCACUGCAUCUGAAAAUGGACUUAAAAUACUAUUGCUAUUUGUAUUAAAAGCUUCAUUUUACCUUUCGCAUCGUUCUCCAAAAAAACCCUGUACUUACUAAGAGACUUGCUCUGUCCCACCUACCCUAUCCUUAACAAAGCUUUUAUACGGACUAGCCAGUGGCUGGGAAAACCCACAGAGGGUGGUGCCACUUGCAUUUACAGCCCUGCCAACAGAUCCAGAAGAGGAACUGGCGUUCAGGAAGCUGAAGAUGAGGAAAGGCUGAACUUCUGACAGCGUUUGCUUCCUUAAACAUUACUGCCAAACCCAAGAGCUUAAACAAGAGAUACCGUGCAGCCUCACCCUGCUCCAAUUGAGAAUUCACUUCAAAACCAACCACAGUGACUUUAACACCCCACCCCCAAUACAAAUCUACACAUUUUCUCACCUUUGGGAGCUGUAUCUCAAAGCUUUUUCUCACAGCAGUCAGAAGAGACAGUAACUUCAAGAGACACUGCCUGGAGUCUCAGCAGGUUGUACAGCAGCAAAGUUGUUCCCUUUAUAAAAGCCUACACAGCUUUGAUGCCCUCUUCCCUAUCCAAAAGGUUUAGCCUCCCUCCGCCCUUGGCACUACUUUCACAGUAGUUCACCUUCCCCGGCUGCUGAUGCAUCUGGUCCUUUUAGCAUUUUAAAAUGAUCUACCCUCAAAACACCCAAGCUGUAGAUACAGCCAAGCCACCCAUAGUGCUGGGAACACUCAACUUCAAUGGUGCUCAGGGCAGCGGUUUCCCCACUUCCAGUCCUAUCACGCAAGUUCUGGCCAACUCCACUGCCCCAAUAAUCUAAAUAUCAUAAUUCUUUUUUAAAGGAACUUAUUCUGAAGUGUUGCCUGGAUACACUGAACACCUGUCAAUUCAAAACCAGAACACCUCUGUAAUUUUACUCAUUUGGAAUUAUGCUCUUUAGAAACUGGCUGCAAACAGCCACCAUCCCGAUCUGCAGGCAGGUCAGCAGCAGAAGGAUCUGUGUCCUCCAACUCCCACUGCCUGUACUCUAUGGGGUUCAGUCUGCAACCGAAGAAGGGCUUUGCAGGCUACUCCCCAUCCCAGAUUUUUGGUUCAGUAGGUAAAACACAUAGCACAUAGGCAGCACAAAACCACAAUCCAAUUAUCUGCACUGAGCCCAAGCCAGAAUCUCUGCUAUUUAUUUGGUUCUCUUUCAAAUAGGGAAGAAAAAAAAAAAUCAACUUCAAACUUUCUUCUGACUUCUCCAGAAAAAUAACUCAUUUUUAAAAGCCUGCAUCCAAGCUACGCAGGAAAUAAACACUGCACACAGACCUGGGUGGAGAGAACAUGGUUUAAUUAAAGGCAAAGCUGAUUUCAGCAGCUGCAGUUCUUGCACAGACAGACAAAAAACACAAAAAAGCUUACGACACAAACCAGUUUCUGUUGGGGGCCCCUUCCCUCGCUCCCCCAGGUGUCGGAGGGCGGGAGGGGAGUCCCAGCUGAGAGAUGGAUGCAUUCCCAAGGCUGGAUGCUCAUGCACAAGUGGAACGGUGCGGCUGGGACCCUGGCACUGCCGGGGGUGAGAUGGUGAACCUGGUUAGCUCGUCUAGGGUGCAAGAGUCAGUGACGGUUCAAACACUGGAAUGUCGCAGCUGCCUGGGUGCACAGCUCGAUACACAAACCGGGGGGCUGGAGGGAAGUACAGAGGGGUUUGGUUCAUACUACCACUGGGUGGGAACUUCACUUUUUGGACUUAAGGGAAAUACAGCUUUGAAACGCAACAAAGAACAGUGAUGUUGCUAAGGUGGAGAUUGUGGGGGAGCUGCUCAUACCCCCGGAGGGGUAUCGUGUCUCCUCCAUCUUCCCUUUUUGUAUUCUUUGGGGCUGCCCGGACUCCAGUGUCACUUCGGCUCCUGCAUGUGCUUUGCUCUGCAGCUGACUUCCAGCACAGAGAUCCUGAAUCAUCACACAAAGCCCUACUGCUGAACACAGCAAACGGACAUUGAGAUUUUCCGUAACUUCCCUGGGAAACCUAACAAAAAUGCUGUCCUUUUCUUUAAUGAAGCUUCCAGUCUUCCUUCCCCCUAAUAAAUAGCAAAUAAAACAUUUUUCUUUUCCAUU